This is a messenger RNA of Aspergillus aculeatinus CBS 121060, 736 nucleotides long. RefSeq lists its product as uncharacterized. The record is from RefSeq and is a predicted model, not a curated record. Bases 119 to 625 code for a protein of 168 amino acids. Lineage: Eukaryota; Fungi; Ascomycota; Eurotiomycetes; Eurotiales; Aspergillaceae. The transcript has a single exon.
AUCUGACCUCGUUUGCGAAGGGUCAGAUUGACUCAGAAGACCCAAGAAACAACGUCAUUACGCCAUCCAGCAUGGAGCACGAGCAAGCUACGUAGCCCUGAUAUGUCAAUGCGAAUAUAUGUUUGUACUGUACCAUCAACCUCCAUCCCCAACGUAUCCCCAACGUCGACAAGAGUUUCGUUUUCCCCGCGACCUAUCGCUGCUCUAUCUAUCGAGAGAGCUCCAUCAACCUCCAAAGUUCACACAGACCGACAAAUCACAAUACAACUCCCAGUCAAACAACAUCCCGUGUCCAACUCACCCCCACCACUCACAGCAAAAUCAAUCAGCAAAUCCACCUCAUCUCUGUCGUGAAUCAGAAUGCCACCCCCUCGAAUACGAAAGCUGGCGAAGCCACGUCCAAUGCGAGUCGGGCAGGCAUUGGCCACCGCGUAGGGAUCGUCCCGCGCUGCAGUCGGGCUUGACAUCAUCGCCACUAAGGAUUGCUUAUCUGCCCGCCAAUGCUGUCAUCCCACCGAACCCUUGCUGCUGGAGAAGAAGUAUCCUCGCACAAAACAGCGAGGAUACCCUUCCACCGCACUUUGCGAUCGACACUCUAAGCCUCCUCGCACAGCAGAGCAACUGAGGUGUAUAGCGCCACUGACGUACACCCGUUGUGGGAUUUCAGCAUGGAGUUGAGGAUAUAUACGCCUGUCUCAACCCCAACCCCAGCCUCCCCAUUCUCCACUACACUAUC